ACGAUAUCUCGAAACCAGAGAUCUCUGCCUGAGCAAAGCGUCCAAUAACAGAGAAUGCUUGUGGGAGAAGUGACCGCUAGCUGGAUGUCAGAGAUAGUCGGGGCGGAAAACAUCGCUAGCAAAGGGGUUGAAUAGGGCUGUUGACAAUAUAUUUCAUUGUAGGUUGUAUCAUUACAUUGCUAUCGAGUUGCAAUAACAUUGUUACGUUAAAAUCAAGGAGUGGGGGCAUAUUUCUGUAGUUAGCUACCACCAUCUCCCGCAGUCUUAGCGAUCGCCGUGUCUUCCAUACGAUGGGAAACGCUGCCACUGCCAAGAAAGGCAACGAGCUAGAGAGCGUUAAAGAGUUUCUCGCCAAAGCCAAAGAAGACUUCCUACGGAAAUGGGAGUGUCCACCACAGAGCACCACGGGCCUAGAUGACUUUGAAAGGACGAAGACUUUGGGCACAGGCUCAUUCGGCAGAGUCAUUCUGGUGAAACAUAAAGGAACAGAGCAGUUCUACGCCAUGAAAAUACUGGACAAGCAGAAGGUGGUGAAACUCAAACAAAUAGAGCACACAUUGAACGAGAAAAGAAUCCUGCAGGCUGUGUGUUUCCCCUUCCUCGUCAGGCUGGAGUAUGCCUUCAAGGACAACUCCAACUUGUACAUGGUGAUGGAGUACGUACCAGGAGGAGAGAUGUUCUCGCAUCUAAGACGAAUCGGAAGAUUUAGUGAACCACACGCACGAUUUUAUGCAGCCCAGAUAGUCCUGACAUUUGAGUACCUCCAUUCGCUCGAUCUGAUCUACAGAGAUCUUAAGCCUGAGAACCUUCUCAUUGACCAGCAUGGCUACAUCCAGGUGACAGACUUUGGGUUUGCCAAGAGGGUAAAAGGCAGGACUUGGACGUUGUGUGGCACACCAGAGUACCUGGCCCCAGAGAUCAUCCUCAGCAAGGGUUACAACAAAGCGGUGGACUGGUGGGCCCUCGGGGUCCUCAUCUAUGAGAUGGCUGCUGGCUACCCUCCAUUUUUCGCCGACCAGCCCAUUCAGAUCUACGAAAAGAUUGUGUCUGGAAAGGUACGAUUCCCCUCCCACUUCAGUUCCGACUUGAAAGACCUACUGAGGAACCUGCUGCAGGUGGACCUGACCAAACGCUACGGGAACCUGAAGAACGGCGUCAGCGACAUCAAGAGCCACAAGUGGUUCGCCACGACGGACUGGAUCGCCAUCUACGAAAGAAAGGUGGAAGCCCCGUUCAUACCAAAGUGCAGAGGCCCGGGGGACACGAGCAACUUCGACGACUACGAGGAAGAGGAAAUCCGGGUUUCCUUAACGGAAAAGUGUGCAAAGGAGUUUUCUGAGUUUUAGGACACAGGAACAUGGAUAUAUCAGGGCUAAAACACAUGAAAUAAUGGGAUCUUUGCACUCUUCUAAAGACAUGGGAUUGAAGCAGAGACCGCCAUUGUUCAAAACUAUUACGUAGUCCCUUCAUUCCACAAGGCUGAAUGAGGUCGCCAUGAUCCUUUGGUGCCGAUAACACCUCACUGUUACACCCACCUGCAGUCUACAGCAGACACGUCACUACCCCAGUGUAUUUUCUUUCUAUUCUUUUCUUUUUUUAUCUUCCCACUACUUUUUUUUUACUUUGAAGCAGUUGUUGUAGUCUUGGAUGUUGUGCUCCCCUUUAAAAUGUGAUACUUUUCAACCUAGGAGGAAAAACCGAAACAUCACUUUGAAACCAAGGCCAAUGUUGAGUCCACACGGUGUAACGUCAAAAUCGAUUCUUAUGAGGCACAAUCACACAUGGUUUGUAGGGUAUUGCCUCUAGUUGUUGAUUUCAGUGUAUAUUUAUGGUCUGUUACAAGUCAAAUGCUUUUAUCAAGAGAAUAAUUGUAUCUUGGACUGAAACAGGAUUUUAUGUUUGGCCAGCUUUCAGAAAUAGUAUUUGUCCUAUGUGCAUAUCUGUUCUGUCACUUUUGUAAGACAUUUGAACACUGGGUGUUAAAAGCAUGACCAAAAUAGAAGCAAUUGGAUGAUGUGUUAAGAGAGGGCCCCUUUCCUUUCUUUGCCUUAGAGUGCAGAUUCCACUGACCCCAUGAAGUCCCAUUGAUCCACUGACCCAUUGAUGUUCAUUGUACACUACUACAGAGAAUGGCAAAGCUGAUAGACACAAUUGUUUUUUCCUUUGGGGUAAACAUUUUGUUAAACAUUAAGCACAUGUUGAGUUACUUCAUCUUAUUUCAGGUCCAGAUUUCAAGUACACAAAUGAAAAGGGUUCUUUUGUAUAUUAAUUUGUGAAGGGACGUUCCUCCAAUAUGUGGGGAUACAAGCAAAAGGAAAUCCUUUUUAGGGUUUUCAGAGUGUAGUGUUUCAUUUAUCAGUUCAGUGUAAAGUGUUGUGGCGUGAGCCUCAACCUUGUUAGUAAUACCUAAAAAGUCCACACUUCCUAACAUAUUAAUGCUAUGCUGUCUUUUUGCAAACUUUGAGGGAUUGCAAAGUAACAAUUUUCCAUGUUUUCCCUGUUGAUGUUUUUGAAUUGCCAUCCCUGUUUGGCUCAUUCUUUUGAAAGAAUAUAGAGUUGAAACUUUAUAGAUAUGCAUAUUGUCAAAAAAGAAAAAAAAGAAGAUGCUUGAUUUGAAGGUACAGUUUUCCUCUCACAUACACUGGCUAAAAAAACAAGACUGCUCCUUUGUAUCACAUAUAAUCCAGUCAUUGUUCAGCUCAUUACAUUAUACGUAUAUACAUUGUUUCAUAUAUAUGUUUUUAUUUAUACACAUUAGAGAUGCUAAUAAAUUUUAUUUUUAAAAGUG
This is a messenger RNA of Osmerus eperlanus (European smelt), 2788 nucleotides long. RefSeq names its product protein kinase, cAMP-dependent, catalytic, beta b (gene prkacbb). Gene Ontology annotation, biological process: protein phosphorylation. Gene Ontology annotation, cellular component: nucleus. The transcript has 10 exons. Bases 291 to 1346 code for a protein of 351 amino acids. The record is from RefSeq and is a predicted model, not a curated record. NCBI's taxonomy places the organism in Eukaryota, Metazoa, Chordata, Actinopteri, Osmeriformes, Osmeridae. Gene Ontology annotation, molecular function: ATP binding; protein serine/threonine kinase activity.